AUGUGCCAAACCAAACGUGACUAAUUAUUCAAUUCGUUGUCUAUCAUUAUUCGUCGGCCAAAGUGAUUUCAAAUAAUUGUGACCAAGCAAAUAACUCUCCUUUUUUGCUAUAAAUAUAACCCAUCUUUUGAUGAGAAAAUCACCAUAUACAAGGACAGAGAGGUUUUCUAAUCUAAUAACCUUAGCUAUAAGAAAAAAAAUCAAUGGCCAAUCCAAAGUCUGUGCUUCCUUUGUAUGAAAAAAAUUGGUACAAAUACAAUUACAAAAGAGUGUUCGAUAGCAUAAUUUUAAUCCUUCUUUUGUUGCUGCUUGGUUACCGUCUUAUAUCUGUCAACGACUACUCUCUUCCUUGGUUUGUUGCUUUCCUGUGUGAAUGUUGGUUCACCUUAGGUUGGAUUUUCACCAUGUCCACUCAAUGGUCUCCUGCUCUUGUCAAAACCUACCCUGAACGUCUCCUCCAAAGUGUAGAGGAACUUCCAGCAGUGGAUAUUUUUGUGACAACCGCAGACGACAAAUUAGAACCACCAAUCAUCACAGUAAACACAGUGUUAUCAGUAUUAUCACUCGAUUACCCAUCUCACAAACUAUCUUGUUACGUUUCCGAUGAUGCUUGUUCUCCUCUAAUCUUCUACGCUCUUCAACAAGCUUCCAGUUUCGCAAAACAUUGGGUCCCUUUUUGUAAGAAGUACAACGUACAAACUCGAGCUCCAUUUAGAUACUUCAGUGAUGACAACGACGAGUGCACCACAAAUAAUGAAGAAUUCAGACAAGAAUGGUUGCAGAUGAAGGAUAUGUAUGAAAAUCUUAGCCGCGAUAUAGAUGUGGACCCAAAAUCGAUUCCAAACUUACAUGAAAGUGACUUUGCAAUUUUCUCAAAUACAACUCGGACAGAUCAUCCCGCUAUUAUCAAGGCUAUAUGGGAGAACAAGGAAAUGGUUGAAAAUGGAGUGCCACAUUUAAUCUACAUAUCUAGAGAGAAGAGGCCAAAGCAACCGCAUCAUUACAAAGCCGGUGCAAUGAAUGUCUUGACAAGAGUCUCAGGCUUGAUUACCAAUGCACCCUUCAUGUUAAACCUUGAUUGUGACAUGAUUGUAAACAAUCCAAAGAUUGUUCAACAUGCAAUGUGCAUUUUUCUUGGCUCAAGAGGAGAAAAAGAGGUUGCUUUUGUUCAAUGUCCUCAACGAUUCUACACUUCACUCAAAGAUGAUCCUUUUGGGAAUCAGAUGACCAUGACAUAUACGUUUAUUCUUGGAGCUGGAUUAGCAGGACUCCAAGGACCUUUAUACUGUGGAACAAACUGUUUUCAUAGAAGAAAAGUUAUAUACGGUCUUUCUCCCGAUGAUGUGGAAAAUGUUUUAUCCAUAGGGUCAAACAAAUUAUCAGAGGAGGAAUUAAAACAAACAUUCGGGGCUUCCAAUGAUCUUAUGAAAUCAAUUAUUCAUGCUUUGGAAGAGAGGACUUAUUCAACUAAUGACAUUAAUGUUAAGAAAACAAUUGAAAAAGCUACUCAAGUUGCUUGUCAUGGAUAUGAAUAUGGAACUUUCUGGGGUAAACAGGUUGGUUGGAUAUAUGAAUCAAUAGUAGAAGAUAUCGUAACUGGAUUGCUAAUGCACGCAAGAGGUUGGAGAUCAGAAUUAUGUACACCAAAUCCAAUUGCUUUCGUAGGUUGUGCUCCAGGUGAUAACCUAGCAACUAUGUCACAAUUUAAAAGAUGGGCCACAGGAAUGCUUGAAAUCUUCUUUUGCAAGCAUUGUCCUAUUUUUGCAACCAUUUUUGCUAAACUUUCUUUUAGAGAAUUCUUGGGUUAUAUGUGGAUCAUUAAUUGGGGCUUCAACCCAUUUGCUCAAGUAUGCUACUCUUGUGUCAUUGCUUAUUGCAUCAUUACUAACUCCUAUUUCUUGCCAAAGGAUUGGGGCAUAUAUAUUCCUAUACUAUUGGUUAUUUUUUACAAUGUAUAUACUUUAUAUGAGUAUUUGGCUUUAGGUUUGUCAACUAAAGCAUGGUGGAACAAUGAAAGAAUGUCAAAAAUAACACCCAUGAAUGCUGGAUUUUGUGGUUUUAUUACUAUGUUACUAAAAUUAUUGGGAGUAUCCAGCACUGUUUUUGAAAUAACAAAGAAAGAUAUUGCCCCGUUUAGCGAAGACGAUAAGAAUGCCACUAGAUACACCUUCGACAAGUCGUUAGUUUUUUUGCCGGGAACUACUGUCUUGUUGUUGCAAUUGACAGCAAUAUUGAUCAAGAUGUCGGGGUUUCAAAAACAAGGAUUAAGCGGGAAUUAUGAGUGUGGAAUGGUUGAAAUGUUAUGUAGUGUGUAUUUGAUCAUAUGUUACUGGCCAUUUCUUAAAGGAUUGUUUGAGACAGGAAAAUAUGGGAUUCCUUUGUCUACAAUAUCCAAAGGAGGAAUUUUGACAUGUUUGUUUGUCAUUCUAUGUCGAAGGACAGUUUCUGGUUGAUAUGUGCUAUUUAGGAUAUAAAUGUCUUCAUCAUGUGUCACAAUAUUUGUUUAGAGAUUUCUUUACGUAUAAUAAAUUAUUGAAUGCUAGUAAUAAUCUACAACUUUUUUUACCAGAA
Molecule: messenger RNA, 2571 nt
Organism: Lathyrus oleraceus (garden pea)
Lineage: Eukaryota; Viridiplantae; Streptophyta; Magnoliopsida; Fabales; Fabaceae
Product: cellulose synthase-like protein H1
Exons: 9
Coding region: 204-2453 (749 amino acids)
Biological process (GO): cellulose biosynthetic process
Cellular component (GO): membrane
Molecular function (GO): cellulose synthase (UDP-forming) activity
Source: RefSeq, a predicted model, not a curated record